AUCCUAACUAUUGAUUUCUUACUUUUAGGAUGUAAUUGUCAAAAUCCUUCAUUUCCUUGCCAAAUCAAACCGCCUAUUGCCCUUGGGGGCAUAUUCGUCAUUUCAUCUGUGUAGUCUCCAUCACAUUCUCACAUCUCUGGAACCCAACAAGUAAACCACCAAAGUUCAUUCUACCAAAUUCCCAAACUGCCCCUGAUUCUCCCACCUAUGUUUCCGUGUGUCGUAUUUGUCAUCAUAUAUUCAUAUAUGAACGGAGGGGUUUGUUUAUUUUAGGAAUAAAGAAAGAAAGCUCUGACGAAAAGUAAUUGAUGGAGGUGAAGCGCCGAACGAUUCGAACCCUGGUAGGGAAACUCAGCUCCGUCUCCGAACAAACACGCGCCGAUGCCCUCAGCGAGCUUCGUCUCAUCACUAAGCACGACGCCGAGAGCCGUCCCCUCAUCGCCGACGCUGGCGCCAUUCCUUACCUCGCCGAAACUCUCUUCUCCAACUCCCACGCCGCCCAGGAAGACGCCGCCGCCACCAUACUUAACCUCUCCAUCUCAUGUCGCGACUCCCUCGUCUCUACGCGCGGCCUACUUGACGCCCUCUCCCACGCGCUGUCCCAUCACAGAAGCUCAACCUCCGCCGCCGCCGUACAAUCCUCGGCCGCCACCGUCUAUAGUCUUCUGGUUAUUGACGAGUACAGACCGAUUGUUGGGUCGAAGAGGGACAUCAUCUACUCUCUGGUGGAUAUCAUCAAAGCCCCCAAUUCGCCGCCUAGAUCAGUCAAGGACGCGCUCAAAGCUCUGUUCGGGAUUGCGCUCUACCCGCUCAACCGGGGAUCCAUGAUCGAGCUCGGGGCGGUGCCGGUGCUGUUCUCCCUGGUGCUGAAGGACGGUCGCGUGGGGAUCGUGGAGGACGCCACGGCGGUUGUGGCACAGGUCGCCGGGUGCGAGGAGAGCGAAGAGGCUUUUCGGAGAGUGUCUGGAACCGGUGUUCUUGUGGAUUUGAUUGAUCCGGCGACAGGGUCGAGUCUUAGAACGAAGGAGAAUGCGGUAGCGGCCCUGCUGAACUUGGGGCGAUGCGGCGGUGAGAAGGUCGUGAGGGAGAUUAGGGAGAUGGGUCUAGGCGGCAACAGCGGGGCGGUGGAGGGGAUGAAGGAGGUGGCGGAGAGUGGCUCAGCCAAGGGAAAGGCUAAGGCGUUGGGUUUGCUUAAAAUGAUUGAUGUUGGGAAUGAGAAGAGGAGUGGGAGUGGGAGUGGGAGUGGAAGUGGCAUCCUUUACGGGUAUCAUGAUUCUGGAUUAGAUUCUUUACUAAGUCAGUCUUCAUCGAAUUGAGUCUUCAAUUAAAUUGGGUUGGGUGUGUCUUUAUUCUUUUGUUUAAUUAGAAAAGAAAAAAAAAAGGGUUUUAAUGAUGUAUAUUUAUGACUACUUACUCUGAUAGAUUGAUAGAUAGAUAGUUUAAAUGAAAUAUUUGUACAAAUGAAUGAUUGAUUUUGUUAUGAGAUUAAGUCUAUUUGACAUAUUUUAGAGAAACACUUGCAUAAUGACAGAACAGAUUGUUGUAA
This is a messenger RNA of Humulus lupulus (European hop), 1546 nucleotides long. Its product is annotated as U-box domain-containing protein 11. Gene Ontology annotation, cellular component: nucleus; cytoplasm. Bases 309 to 1316 code for a protein of 335 amino acids. The transcript has a single exon. The record is from RefSeq and is a predicted model, not a curated record. Gene Ontology annotation, molecular function: protein binding. NCBI's taxonomy places the organism in Eukaryota, Viridiplantae, Streptophyta, Magnoliopsida, Rosales, Cannabaceae.